AUGACGACUGUUUUGCCUGGUCAACGUUUGGGUCUAGCCGCGGACACUAAUGCUUCUACUGGAACUUAUAUCAAAGAUGGCUUUGUCUAUGCAUCUGUCAUGGGAAACAAACACAUUACUCCUUCCAUUGACCCACUCAAUACAAAGCCAUCUCUUUCUGUUUUUAAAGACAAGCAAGCAAACUCUGGAGUUCCAGAGAUUGGCAGUCUGAUUAUAGGAAAAGUCACUCGUAUUAACCCUCGUUUUGCCUCUGUUAAUAUCAUGGUGAUUUCCUCUACUCCAUGUUCUGAAGUAUUUCAAGGAAUCAUUCGAGUACAGGAUGUCAGAGCAACCGAAAAGGAUAAAGUACAGAUUUACCGAUCGUUUCGACCUGGAGAUAUUGUUAGGGCCAAAGUGCUGUCAUUAGGAGAUGCACGAUCUUAUCACUUGUCAACAGCGCAGAAUGAACUGGGAGUUGUGUUUGCACAAAGUCUUGCAGGAUGCACAAUGGUGCCGAUAUCAUGGGAAGAAAUGGUAUGUCCAAAGACCAAAGUCACCGAGUAUCGCAAAUGUGCCAAACCCACAGAAUAA
This is a messenger RNA of Batrachochytrium dendrobatidis JAM81, 570 nucleotides long. RefSeq names its product exosome non-catalytic core subunit CSL4. Gene Ontology annotation, biological process: RNA processing. Bases 1 to 570 code for a protein of 189 amino acids. Gene Ontology annotation, molecular function: RNA binding. Gene Ontology annotation, cellular component: nuclear exosome (RNase complex); cytoplasm. The record is from RefSeq and is a predicted model, not a curated record. NCBI's taxonomy places the organism in Eukaryota, Fungi, Chytridiomycota, Chytridiomycetes, Rhizophydiales. The transcript has 4 exons.